Hemicordylus capensis (graceful crag lizard) is the source of this 1665-nucleotide messenger RNA. RefSeq names its product signal-regulatory protein beta-2-like. Gene Ontology annotation, cellular component: plasma membrane. The record is from RefSeq and is a predicted model, not a curated record. The coding region runs from base 212 to 934 and encodes 240 amino acids. The transcript has 7 exons. Lineage: Eukaryota; Metazoa; Chordata; Lepidosauria; Squamata; Cordylidae.
AGACCAUCCAGCACAGCUUUUGCCAGCAACUGAAUCAUGCUUCAGUGUGGCUCGCCUCAAUUUCCUGUUGCAACUUCCCAUAUAUUCUCUGUGAGCUGACCCCAGAAGUGCCUGCAUUCAAUCCGACCCAUGACUACAAUCCAUUGCUGGUCUUUUAAGGUGCUGCUGGACUUUUUGCAUUUACGGUUUAACUCAAUCACCUGCAGCUCAGAUGACUUUCAACAUGACCCUUCUGGCUCUAUUUUUGAAGGUGCUGGUGAGUCCCGCUUUAGCAGGAGGCAGAGGUGCUGAGUCCCAGGAACAGCAGGUGCUGCAGCCACAGAACUUUGUCUCAGUGCUAAGAGGACAGGAUCUUAAACUGGAGUGCCACGUGUCUGGUACAUUUCCACCAGGUCCAGUGAGGUGGUUCAUGGGACAAGGUCUUACCCGGAGGCUCAUCUAUACAGAGUCCAAGACAGAUGAGAGAAUAACAAGGAGCAUUGAAAACUCUGACAUGGAUUUCACCAUCGUCAUCCAUAACAUUAUUCUUGAGGAUGCCGGGACUUAUUACUGUGUAAAGCAGAAGACAGUACCUGGAAAGGACCCCAAAGACUGUAAAAGUGGGCAUGGCACUGUGGUGGCUGUGAAAACUUUCCAAGACAUCAUCAUUCCAGCGGCUGCCGGGACACUCAGCGUUCUCGUUGCUGCUUUGUUUUUUGCAGCUGUUUACUUCUACACAAAAAAGAAAAGAGGUAUGAACCAGUGCACCUCAAGCCUUAAAGCCCCCUUGCCAGAGAAUGAAAGGCCUCCUAAGCAGACCCUGCCUGAUAAAGAGGUUGUCUAUGCUGACGUGAAGCUCUCCGUCCCCAGCAACCCACAGAAGCCCAAGCAAAGCAACCCAGAGGAGCACUCUGCAUACGCCACCAUCCGGGUAGCACAGCCUGCCACUGGGUAAAGAGAGAAAAGGUGGCUUCCCUGCCUUGGUGCCAGUGACCUGGAGUGCAGCUCGGGAGGGACCGGAGCCUGGAGUCGGGCUCAGGACGGGACACAAUUUCCUAGCCUUAAAAAGGCAGCGGGAGGCAGCCCAAGGUCUCGCUGUGUCUCCUCUCCACAUCAACCCGUUUCCUCCUUUACCCUCAAAGGAGCCCUGCCACCUGCAAACUGGUGGCAUUACACACAUGUAAGAAGGCCUCGAUCCCGGCUGCAGGUGGGGCCUUUUCUUGCCAACGGAUUCAGACUUUUUUUUUUUUUUUGCAAGAAGUUGGAAAUGUGGAGGAGGCCGUGGGAAAAGGGAGCAUCCUUGUAUUUUGUCCGCCCUGGAGCCAAGCACAUUUGCACUGCCCAUUUGCACUGCCCUGGUCAUUACCUGAUGACUUACACACGUACAGAAGAGACCCACCAGGCUGGGCCAAGCAAAUUAAUUUGAUUACGAAGCAAGCAGAGCGGGGGAGACAGUUCUUCCAGGAGGCUGAGGAGGUGAGGGGCCGUAUUUCCGAAGUCGCUGAUACGAACAGGGUGACGCAUCAUGGCAGAGACAGUUCUGGCAGCAUCGCUGAGAGCAAGCCAAUAGCAGACGCCCUCUGGACUGGAGUCCAUCUUGUCGGCAGCUGGCGGGCCGCAAGCAGUGCUGGGAAGUUCCCCUCCUCCCCCCUCUAUUUUCCUCCCUUUAAUAUAUUUGUAACGGUU